CGGCAGCCCGUCCUCUGGCCGAUGAACGCGGACCCCCCACCGCCGCCGCCGCCGCCCUGGGUCUGCAUGGUUCCCGGCUCGGCCGGGCUGCUCCGGCUCGGCGCCGGGGUCGCGCCCCCGCCCGUGCUGCUGGCCUCGGCUCAGCCCCCCGCGGCGCCGCUGCUCCCGGCGCUGCCCGGCUGGACCGCCCCGGCCGAGCCGCUGCCGCCGCUGCUGCCGCUGCCCCCUGCGCCAGCCCACGCCGCCGCCGCGCACCACUACCCGCUGCUCAGCGGGCAGUGGCUGUUUGGUGGCCAUUCUCCGUCACUGGGACUGUCCCCCUCUUCCACAGUGGAGUUGGUGCCCAUUUUCCCACAUGUCUGCAUUUCUGCUCUUCCACCUCCUGUUGGGAAAAGUUGGAUAGAUAAAAGGAUACCUAAUUGCAAGAUCAUUUUUAAUAAUUCCUUUGCUCUGGACUCAACAUGGAUGCAUCCUGAGGAAUUAAGAUUGUUCCAUGGGCACGAAAAGCCUCAUUUGCUAGCAAACCAAGUAGCUAUGACCCUGUCCAGGCCAGCCCCUGCCUCCAGACCUCUUCCCACAGUGGUGUUAACACCUCAGCCUAUACCAGGUGGUUGCCACAACAGCCGUAAGCCGAUCAGCAGCAGUCCUGCCAUCGCCAUCGCGACUGCCGCUGCCACUGCUGUGGUCUCCGUGGACCCCACGGAGUGGACUCCAUCACCCUCCAGCAUGCAGCCGUGCCACUUCCUGACUUUGGCACCCAUCAAAAUACCCCUCCGGACGGCCCCCUUCUCAGAUAGAAGCAGAGAGCGCCGCCACCGCCGUGUGCCCUGCCCGCCGGCCCUGGUGCUACACUCGGAGAGAAAGAGCCGUGCUGGGGACAGUGGAGAUAAGGAACCUCCAUCAAUACUAGUGAGAGGAGAGGACAGGGCAGCGAAAGGCAGCAGACCCGUGGCCUCCACCCCGGUGCCUGGAUCCCCCUGGUGUGUGGUCUGGACGGGCGAUGACAGGGUUUUCUUCUUCAACCCCACGAUGCAACUGUCUGUCUGGGAGAAGCCUAUGGACCUGAAGAACCGUGGAGACCUCAACAGGAUCAUCGAAGACCCACCCCACAAGCGCAAGCUGGAGGCCUCAGCAACCGACAGCAGCGACGGGUCCAGUUCUGAGGACGGCAGGGAAGACCAGAGCCUGAAAACCAAGAGGAACCGGACCGAAGGCCAUGGGAGUCCGGGGCCGGAAGAGGCGGAGAGAGAGGACAAAGGCACCAGGACACCACCCCCCCAGAUCCUCCUGCCCCUGGAGGAGCGCGUGACCCAUUUCCGAGACAUGCUCCUGGAGCGAGGGGUGUCAGCAUUUUCUACGUGGGAGAAAGAACUACAUAAAAUUGUGUUUGACCCACGCUAUCUGCUUCUAAACUCUGAGGAACGAAAACAGAUAUUUGAGCAGUUCGUCAAGACAAGAAUAAAAGAAGAAUACAAGGAAAAGAAAAGUAAACUGCUGCUAGCCAAAGAAGAAUUCAAAAAGCUUCUAGAGGAAUCUAAAGUGUCACCCAGGACCACGUUUAAGGAGUUUGCUGAGAAAUAUGGCCGGGAUCAGAGGUUUCGACUUGUUCAAAAAAGGAAGGACCAGGAGCAUUUUUUCAACCAAUUCAUACUUAUUCUUAAGAAGCGGGACAAGGAAAACAGACUAAGGCUCCGGAAGAUGAGAUGA
Cynocephalus volans (Philippine flying lemur) is the source of this 1707-nucleotide messenger RNA. RefSeq names its product transcription elongation regulator 1 like (gene TCERG1L). Lineage: Eukaryota; Metazoa; Chordata; Mammalia; Dermoptera; Cynocephalidae. Bases 22 to 1707 code for a protein of 561 amino acids. The transcript is spliced from 12 exons. The record is from RefSeq and is a predicted model, not a curated record. Gene Ontology annotation, molecular function: transcription coregulator activity; RNA polymerase binding. Gene Ontology annotation, cellular component: nucleus.